Messenger RNA from Penicillium longicatenatum, 1101 nucleotides. Its product is annotated as homoserine acetyltransferase family protein. Gene Ontology annotation, molecular function: acyltransferase activity, transferring groups other than amino-acyl groups. The record is from RefSeq and is a predicted model, not a curated record. Bases 1 to 1101 code for a protein of 366 amino acids. The transcript has 6 exons. NCBI's taxonomy places the organism in Eukaryota, Fungi, Ascomycota, Eurotiomycetes, Eurotiales, Aspergillaceae. Gene Ontology annotation, biological process: biosynthetic process.
AUGUCACAGGAGGAUUUCGAGACCUACAAGCUUGGCGACUGGGAGCUUCAAAGCGGGGAAAAGAUCGUCGAUGCUCACAUCGCGUUCAAAACAUUUGGAGACCUAAACUCACCAGCAAUCCUGUACCCAAGCUGGUUCUCAGGCUCGCUUUCCGAUAACUUCUGGUUGAUCGGAGAAGAUAAGACGUUGAACCCAAAGAAGUACUUCAUAAUCGUCACUGGUCUGUUCGGAAAUGGGCAAUCUUCAUCACCGUCUAAUCAGCCUACGCCCGGCCCAUUUCCAAAGGUGUCGUUCUAUGAUAAUGUACGGGCCCAGUACGAACUAAUUACGAAACACUUUGAGAUUACACACCUGCGCGCUGUAGUCGGGUGGUCUAUGGGAGCUGGGCAAACUUUUCAGUGGGCAACUCAGUAUCCCGACUUCAUGGAUCUCGCAAUCCCAUUCUGUGGAUCGGCGAGGACUUCGUUGCACAAUCAAGUGUUCCUGGAAGGCGUAAAAAGCGCACUUCUUGCAGUUAAGAAUACGCCAUCAGCAGGGGCUGGAGAGGUUGGAGUGCAGAAAGAUUCGUCUGAGUUCCGGACUUGGACGGUUGAGGAGAAAGAAAUCGGUCUCAAGGCAAUGGGCAGAGUCUAUGCUGGAUGGGGUUUCAGCCAAGCCUUUUAUCGGGAGAAACUGUAUGAGAGUGUUCUAAAGUACAAAGGACUCGAAGACUUUAUGCAGAAUUUUUGGGAAAAGUGGGCUUACCCCGAAAAUCUGUUGGUCAUGGUCCAGACCUGGCAGAAUGGCGAUGUUUCUCAGCAGCAGCCAUACAACGGAGACUUUGAAAAGGCAAUGGCGUCGAUCAAGGCAAAGACUCUUGUUUUGCCAUCCAAGACGGAUCUAUACUUCCCACCGGAGGACUCGGAGUAUGAAGUUGCAUGCAUGGCGCCUGGGGUUGGAAAACUGGGUGUUUUCCCCUCUAUUUGGGGACAUUGGGCAGGAGGCCCUGGUGACAGUAAAGAGGACGUGGAGUGGCUGGACAAUCAGCUUGAACAGUUCUUUGCGGAGAACAAGCCGCGUGGCAUUGCAGGCUUGGUGGAGAUGGUCAAGAAUGUGCUGUAA